AUGUUGCUGAAGCCUGCGACACCCCUCAGUAUCUUACUGCUGAUCGCAUUCGCCCUGUUGCUACUCUCAUGCCUUUCUACGCCUAUUGUUAGAGGCAUUCCCCUCGCAACUUUCAGAGAUGUGGAUUAUGGCGUCUUUGGAUAUUGCAAGGGUGAUACCUGUACCAAUAUCCAUGUGGGAUACACAAGCAAUGACAUCAACAACACUGGCGAUGAUUUCAAUCUCCCUUCCGGUACUCGCAAGUCGCUAUCCUCGAUUCUCAUCGUUCACCCAGUCGCCGCCUUCAUGACCCUCGUUUGUCUCUGCCUGGCCAUUGCGGCCCACUUCCAUGGACCCUCCCACUCGCCGCGCUUUUUGUUGGCGCUUCUUAUUCUGCUGCUGCCGACACUCCUCGUCACUCUCCUGGCGUUCCUGGUCGAUAUAUUACUCUUUGUGCCACAUCUAGGAUGGGGUGGUUGGAUUGUCUUGGCGGCGACCAUUAUCCUCACCUCCUGCGGAGUGGUCACUUGCGCCAUGCGCCGAACUCUCGUGAGCCGGAAGGCAAGGAAGCGCCGAAUCGCCGAAAACGCUGAAAUGAGCGGAGAGAACUAUUACAACCGCCAGAACGCAGCUGCGGCUGCAAUCAACGCCCCUGCUCCGGCUCCCGCGGAACCCAAGGAAGCAUUCAUGUCCAGUUCUCUCACCUCCGACUCGGGCCCGACGUUCGCAACAUUCCACACGGAAAGGCGUGACAGUGAUGAUGAUCGCACGCCUCUGAAUUCGCGGACACCCAUGAACGACAUUCCAGCACCGCAGGACCGGCGCGGCACUCCGUACCGCUCUCAGCAAGAUGAGUUUGGAAACGUCCCACCCCAAGGCCCGGGUCCCUACGGUGCUGGCGCAAUGUCCCGCAACCCCUCUGAUCCGCGCAUUCGUCCGCAAUAUUCAGAUGGCAGCAUGGGUUCUCGCAGAGGAGGAGCGCCACCUGGUUUCAACGGCCGGGGACGAGGUGGUUAUCCGCCGCGGGGUGGACGUGGAGGACCGUACAUGGGACCUUCACCUGGCCCGCGCGGUGGCUAUAUGGGCCCCAUGCCAGGCCGUGGUGGUCACAGUGGUAUGCCGCCUCGAGGACCUCCAGCCGGCUAUAGCCAGGGGCCAGGUGGCCCUAACCGCAGCCUCGACGGGUAUGGUCGAUCUGUGUCUCCUCCGCAGGAUGAAUAUGGCUAUGGGCCGGCACCGGGCCAGAUGCGCCAGCCGUCUCCCGGGCCCAUUGGUAUGGCUAUAUCGCCGGAUACGAUUGGCCAGGCCAUUGAGAUGACGCCACAACCUCGGCCGCAAUACGAUAUGCAUGAAUCAAAUCAGCCAAUGAGCAGCGUACCGCAUGCGCUGACGGUGAACAAUCCCGACGUUCCUGAGGAGAGCCCAACAAGCCUGUACAGCCGACCUGGUUCCUAUAUUCCUCCCCGUUCGGAGUCUGGUUGGGGUGACCGCACCGUGUCCCCACGACCAGGUGGCCCAGGUUUGCAGGCCAACAACACGGGGGCUGCGUACUACGAAGACGUGGACCCUCGGUUCGCUCGUCACCCAUCGCCCGCCAAUGAUGCUGCGAUUCCCUCUUCUCUGACACCUGGAGCUGCUCACUUUUAA
Messenger RNA from Penicillium bovifimosum, 1626 nucleotides. RefSeq names its product putative pH signal transduction protein PalI. The coding region runs from base 1 to 1626 and encodes 541 amino acids. NCBI's taxonomy places the organism in Eukaryota, Fungi, Ascomycota, Eurotiomycetes, Eurotiales, Aspergillaceae. The record is from RefSeq and is a predicted model, not a curated record. Gene Ontology annotation, cellular component: cell division site; plasma membrane; growing cell tip. The transcript is spliced from 4 exons.